AUGGAUAAUGAUGUCUUUGGUUUGCUGGUAGAUGAAUCUGCCGAUGUAUCAAACAAAGGGCAAAUGGCAGUGGUGUUUCACUUUUUUGAUAAGUAUGGGAUAGUCAAAGAAAGAUUUAUUGGCAUUAUACACGUCAAGGAGACAUCUUCUUUAUCUCUUAAGUAUGCUAUUGAUUAUUUAUUUGCAAAAUAUGGAUUGAGUUUGAAAAAGUUGAGAGGACAAGGGUAUGAUGGAGCUAGUAAUAUAAAGGGAGAAUUCAAUGGACUAAGAUCUUUGAUUUUGAAAGAAAGUAGCUCUGCAUAUUAUGUUCAUUGCUUUGCUCAUCAACUUCAAUUAGUUGUCAUAGCAGUAGCAAAAAAACAUUUUGAAGUUGGAGAAUUUUUUGAAAUGAUUUCUGUUUUGUUGAAUGAUGUUGGAGCUUCAUGUAAGAGAAAAGAUAUGAUCCGGGAAAACUAUAGGAAAAUAGUGGAAGAAGGGAUUAGCAAUGGUGAGAUUAAGACUGGAACUGGGUUGAAUCAAGAAGUUUCUCUUCAAAGACCUGGAACUACUCGUUGGGGUUCACAUUAUAAGACUCUAUUGCGACUUGUUGAGCUGUUUUCUUAUGUAGUUAAAGUUCUUGAGUAUAUCCAAGAUGAAGGCAUAGACUCCAGCAAAAGACAACAAGCAUAUGGUAUUCUCAAGUAUUUUCACACCUUUGAUUUUGUUUUCUAUCUACAGUUGAUGUUGCUUGUUAUGGGUUUUAUUGAUAACUUAUCAAAGGCUUUACAAAGGAAAGACCAAGAUAUCUUGAAUGCUAUUUCAUUGGUGGAAUCUACUAAUAAUCUGUUGCAAAAGCUUAGAGAUGAUGGAUGGGAUGCUUUACUGGCUAAAGUUAGUUCGUUUUGUGAGCAAAACUACAUUGGAAUGCUCAUAAUGAAGGAAGAAUUUGUUGAUUCAUGA
Molecule: messenger RNA, 939 nt
Organism: Camelina sativa (false flax)
Lineage: Eukaryota; Viridiplantae; Streptophyta; Magnoliopsida; Brassicales; Brassicaceae
Source: RefSeq, a predicted model, not a curated record